UGGCGAGAACACGGAAGUCUCAAGCGAGUCAGCGCCGGCCGCGUAACUAAGAUGGCGGCCUCCGUGAGGCGCUGCGCCGUGGCCUGGCUGGUCCCCGCCGCGGGGCUGCUGGCGCUGCUGGCCGGCCCGGGGGCGCUGGGGAAGCGGAGCGAAGUGACGGUGCUGACGGACGGGACGUGGCGGCAGCUGCUGCAGGGCGAGUGGAUGAUUGAAUUUUAUGCUCCCUGGUGUCCUGCCUGUCAGAACCUGCAGCCUGAAUGGGAAAAGUUUGCUGAAUGGGGGGAAGAUCUUGAAAUUAACAUUGCAAAAGUGGAUGUCACAGAACAGCCAGGUCUGAGUGGGCGAUUUGUCAUAACAGCACUUCCCACUAUCUAUCAUUGUAAAGAUGGAGAGUUUAGGAGGUACCAGGGCCAAAGAACUAAAAACGACUUCAUAAGUUUCAUCAGUGACCAAGAAUGGAAGUCUGUUGAACCAGUUUCUUCUUGGUUUGGUCCUUGCUCUGUCCUGAUGAGCAGUAUGUCUGCUUUGUUUCAGUUGUCCAUGUGGAUCAGGAAUUGCCACAACUAUUUUACAGAAAAUGUUGGUAUGCCAGUUUGGGGAUCAUAUGCUAUUUUUGCAUUGGCAACUCUGUUUUCAGGACUGAUACUUGGACUUAUCAUGGUAUUUUUAGCAGACUGUCUCUGUCCAUCCAAAAGGCACAGACCGCAGCAGCACCACUAUCAAAAAAAAUUAGCACCAGAAUCAGCCCGGCUCUUGAAAAAACUGGAUGAAGAACAAGAAGCAGAUGAGGAGGAUCUUUCAGAUGAUGAAGCAGAGGAUAAAGAGUUAGCAGACAGAAACUCUUCAACAAAUGCUGUAAGACAGCGUCCUGUGAACCUUGCUGCUGCCACAGAUAAAUCCUAGUUUCAUGUACUUGAGGGUUUCUUGAGAAACAAAAAGGGUGGAAUGUACCAGAACCUUCUGCUUGAAGAGAGGUGGAACUCGUAUCACUGUAGUGUUCGCUCAUCACUUUCAGAGAAAGCUACCUUUUAAAAAAGUAUCUGUGGCAUCAGGUAUUCAAAGCUGAAACUUGAUAUUGCAAAUGGCGAAACCCAAUACCAUAAGUGUGUGGAUUGGUGCUAAGAAAUAGUUUGUAUGGCUUUCUGAAUGACUCAUUCUGUGGUUAAGUUGUACUAAAUGCAAAACUGGUGUAUUUGUAGUAUUAGAGAAUAUUAGCAAGGCAAAUGCACUAACCUGUUUGUCUGCUAGAGCAUCUGAAAAGAUUUCUCAUUGUAAAUCUUUCCAGUUUCGCUCUGAAGAAAUGCUGGAAAAAAUUCCUCAAGUUAUGGGACCUUAGCCCAAUUUUUGUGGUAAAAAUGUUCACUGUUCUGUUAGGUAUGACAUUGAGUGCUGCAAAAAAAUUUCUUUACACCAAUAAUGCAAACUAAGGGUAUCCUCUAAUAAAAAGUAAGGCGAUGAGACUAAUAUGGGACAUUGGAGUCUUAAAAACUGAAGAGUGGCUUGUUAAUGCCAAUCAUGCAUUGGCCUGAUAUUCAGCAUUGCCCUGUUAUGAAACUUGAGUCUUCCCUUCUAAUGUGGACCAUAUUACUCUUCCCCUCUCUUUUUAACCAAUUUUCAUCCUCUGUGCAGUGGGUAAAUCUUGUAUAUCCCAGGCUGGAGGAAAAACUACAAAUACGACUUAAAAAUAUGAUUUGAAGAAAUUUAAUUUCUUGGUGGCUUUUCUCCUUCUGAACUCUUGAGUGGAAAGGUAUUUUUCUACUCUUACAAUCAAAUAAAA
Malaclemys terrapin pileata is the source of this 1777-nucleotide messenger RNA. RefSeq names its product thioredoxin related transmembrane protein 1 (gene TMX1). The record is from RefSeq and is a predicted model, not a curated record. The coding region runs from base 52 to 903 and encodes 283 amino acids. Lineage: Eukaryota; Metazoa; Chordata; Testudines; Emydidae. The transcript is spliced from 8 exons.